Racocetra fulgida is the source of this 681-nucleotide messenger RNA. The record is from the annotation of a GenBank genome assembly. NCBI's taxonomy places the organism in Eukaryota, Fungi, Glomeromycota, Glomeromycetes, Diversisporales, Gigasporaceae.
AUGGUAAAUUUGGAUUCUUUGAAUAAACGAGACGUAGAGUCACUACGACUGGUUACAUACCUUAAAGAAUGUGUUGAUUCUGAAACUAAUGGUUUAUUAGUGGACUAUUUACUUGACAAAGAAGGGUUAAACCCUGAAAGGAGUCAAUUUGGUUUAUCCUUUGAUGAUCUUCAUCAGUGUAAAGACCUCAUUCGUAAAUACUUUUUGAUGUGCCGCAGACUUAAAGGAGCUAGCCAAGGCUUUGCUUCUUCAACUGCAUUGCUUGAGCUAUGUCUUCGAAGUGUUGGAAGUGUAGACGAUGCAUUAGUCAGUAUAUUAGUAGUAGAAGAAACUUUGGUAUCAAAAUAUGGGUCAUCCGCUUCUGUUCUUGGAUUUGUUCCAUUACUUGAUGAUCAAGAGAAUCUGCACAAGUUGUAUGCUUGUCAAAAUUCCACAUUCGGUGAACCAGUAUCAAACAAUAUUAGUAAUAAUGUCGAUAAUCAACAAGAUACCACCGAAUUUUUUUCAUAUCUUUGUCAUGUGUCAAAGCAAGAUGAUGAAAAAAUGACAAGAUUUUAUCAACAUUUGGUACGCGUUCUUAAAUCUUUUGGAGAUGGAUCUAUUGAAAACAGUGAUACCAAUAACAGUGGCAUACAUUUUGAUAAUUUCGCGGCUAUUUUUAACGAUGGGUUAGAUAGUUGA